Salpingoeca rosetta is the source of this 524-nucleotide messenger RNA. RefSeq lists its product as uncharacterized. The annotation marks the transcript as partial. Lineage: Eukaryota; Choanoflagellata; Craspedida; Salpingoecidae. The transcript is spliced from 6 exons. The record is from RefSeq and is a predicted model, not a curated record.
AUGGGUUGGGAGGAGCAGCUGUGGACACACACGUCCAUGGUCAUGGUGGGCACAUCCAACCACAGCGACGCAGUCAUCUCCGCUGUCACCGUCAUCGCCAUCGACUGCACAGCCGCCAUCACACUCCUGCUGGCACCAGCCCCAAUCUGGCGUGAGGCAGACAUUGCACAUGUCAGUCGCUCUCAUGAAGAGCAGCAGCUAAUGUGUGGCUGCAUUGUGGAUGAACUGGCCCUCUGCCUCUCGUCCAUCUCCUGCUCCUCCUCGUCGUCAUUGGUCACCAACAGCAGCGGCUGCUGCCGUGGAUGUGGAGGGGGUAAUGUGCGUCGAUGUGCCGUUGCCUCUCAUGACGACGACGCUGGUGGUGGUGAGUGGACGGUGGCGGUUCUCUUCCCCAGCCCUCACGACACGAGCAGGGCGAUACACGCACACACAAUUGUGCGAGAGAAGAAGGCACAAGGUGAGACGUUGGCUCUGUGUGUGUGUGCGUGUCUGUGGAGGCGUGAUCGAGACAGCGGCCAACACAG